Phragmites australis (common reed) is the source of this 658-nucleotide messenger RNA. Its product is annotated as thioredoxin H-type-like. NCBI's taxonomy places the organism in Eukaryota, Viridiplantae, Streptophyta, Magnoliopsida, Poales, Poaceae. The record is from RefSeq and is a predicted model, not a curated record. Gene Ontology annotation, molecular function: protein-disulfide reductase activity. The transcript is spliced from 3 exons. Bases 111 to 467 code for a protein of 118 amino acids.
AUCCACGCCACAUAGGAGACACACAAUAUUGCAACCCAACCCCCGAAAGAAAUCCAAAUUGGAAAUACAUUCUCAAUCCCACCGAGGAAGGAGAGGAGGGGAGAAGGAGAAUGGCGGCCGAGGAGGGCCUGGUGAUCGCGUGUCACAGCAAGGCGGAGUUCGACGCCCAGAUGACUAAGGCCAAGGACGCCGGCAAGCUGGUGAUCAUUGACUUCACUGCUUCCUGGUGCGGUCCUUGCCGCUUCAUCGCCCCGGUGUUUGUUGAAUAUGCCAAGAAGUUCCCUGGUGCUAUCUUCCUGAAGGUUGACGUUGACGAGCUGAAGGAGGUUGCCGCAUUCUAUGCUAUUGAGGCGAUGCCGACCUUCCUCUUCAUCAAGAAUGGCGAGAAGGUUGACACCGUCGUCGGUGCCAGGAAGGAGGAGCUCCAGGCCAACAUUACGAAGCACCUUGGCGCCGCGUCUGCCUAAUCAGACAGCAACAACAUCCACCAAUAAGAGCCUGCGCAUGGUUUGAAUGUCGCUGAACUUCGCGUGGAUUCAGCUCAGAGUUUCGUCGGCGUGGCACCGGAUAUUGUCCUAAAUAACCUGAUGUCGCUAUAGGUGCUUGUGAUUGUGAAGUUUGAAUCUGAGUGUCUUUUGACUUUUCUGGUUGAAUGUUA